Molecule: messenger RNA, 1479 nt
Organism: Saccostrea cuccullata (small rock oyster)
Lineage: Eukaryota; Metazoa; Mollusca; Bivalvia; Ostreida; Ostreidae
Exons: 1
Coding region: 1-1479 (492 amino acids)
Molecular function (GO): zinc ion binding; protein binding
Source: RefSeq, a predicted model, not a curated record
AUGGCGGUAAAUAACUCAGAAUAUCCAUUUGGAUCUCCUCUAGUGCACGUUCAAAAUUGUGAAAUCCAUGGCUUACCUAUUGAUCUAAUAUGUGAGGAGUGUGUUGAAUUCAUUUGUGCUAAUUGUGCCAGACAUAAAGAUCAUGAAUGGAAAACUCUACCAACGGCAGCCACCGAAAGGAAGAGAGGUCUGCUUGAAUUUCUUAGGAAUAUCAAGGAAGAUGGUCUUCCUAACAUUGAAGAGAAGAUAGAGAAAAUGUCAAAACAGAUCGCAGAAAAUAAAGAGGUGUGUGACUCCGAGAUCAAAAAGCUUCGGAAGCAUUAUGAUAAAAUAAUGGCCAGGCUGACAGAAAUCAGAAUACAUCAUGAACAAACAUUAAGAGAAAAUUUAAUUAAAAAGAAUGGUCAGCUAAACCAUAUAAAAACUGAGUUAGAAAAAAGGAAGAGAGUAAUUGUUGACACAGUGGAAUUCAUGGAGGAGAACAACAACAACAUGUCAGAUUACAGCUUGAUUGACAACCACAGUGAACUGACUAAACUAUUAUCUGAAUUAAAUGUUCAUAUGACAAUCUGUGAACAUUCAGUGAGGUUCACUAGAGGUGAAAUCAAUGAUGACUUACUACAGUCUUUAGUCGGAAAAACUGUGGAUUCAAACAAUAUUGGUGUAACUCAGAUAAACGCAUUUCGAUACGGAGGUAAUACAAUAACUGUGUUGGAGACAUUCAAUGAAGAUCGAUGUUACAUAAGGGGCCACAAAUCAGAAUAUACAGAAAAAGUAAAUAAAGAAGGAGUAAAGGAACAUAAUUCAUUUGAUAUCAUUCCAUAUGACCUGUGUGUGACUAAUACUGGUGAUGUAUAUUAUACUAAUGCUAGAAACAAAUCUGUCUGUUUUCUUUCACCCUCAAGAUCUAUCUUUAAAAUAUUCAGUUCAGAAUCAUUGGUACCUCGAGGAAUCUGCAUAUCACGGAUCGGUGGACUACUGGUCAUUUUUACAAACAGUGAAUCCGAUCUUUGCAAUUUACAGUCACAAAGCAGAUGUUUUGUCAGACAUAUCACAUUGAUGGGUGAUUUAAUCCAUGAGUAUGAGUACAAGAAAGAUGGUCACACCAGACUGUUUACAUUUCCAGUCAGAAUCACACAGAACAGUAACAGUGAUAUCUGUGUUGUGAACCGUACAAAUAAUACUACAGGUGAACUAGUGAUUAUUUCUCCCUCUGGUCAUUUGAAGUCUGUCUUCCGCGGACAGAAUCUGACAGAGGACUUUAGACCAACAGACGUAGCGUGUGACUCCCUCUGGCACAUACUUGUUACUGACCUUUACAACAAUCGAAUCCAUCUACUAAGUCCUGACGGGGAAUUUCUGAAGUUCUUACUGACAGAGAAUGAAGUAAGCCGUCCAUCGGCACUGUCCCUAUACAAGUCAACACUGUGGGUAGGAUACCGGGAAGGAUUUGUCAAAGUGUUUCAAUACAGAACGUAA